GGUAAAUUGUUGUUGCGUCACUAUUAAUUUAGGGUUUCCCAGUUCGUCCACUCGUGCAUACUAUUAUACUGUUUUAUAAGUUUUUAGCGACUACGAGGUAGUUUAUUACUUAUUAAAGAUAUACAUACACAAAAGUCGUAGAAAUUGAUGUUAUUCACUGUCCGAUGGCCGACCAACCACAAAUACAGACGCAAGCGUCUAUGAAAAUAAAAGCAAAAGCUCAUAAUAUGUCCACAAAGCCAGAAAGUGAUGCAGCAGCUGCUUUAAGAGCAGAAUUAGAAAUCGAAUUGCAAAAUAAAAAACAAUGCUCUUAUGAAACUUACGAGUGUACCCAGCUUACUUUGGAUGGUUUCAAGUACUGUUCUAAACAUAUUCUUCAGGACAAAAAUGCACCUUUUAAACAAUGUUCAUUCGUAUACACCAACAACGGGAAAAGAUGCCACUUGCCUGCACCUAGAGGAGAUAAAAAAGAUUAUGGAUAUUGUAAUGAACAUGCCUUAAAAGCUACAUUGUCAAGAAAUAAACAAAAUUCUAAAUAUCCUCCACCGAAUACAGCAGAAGUUUUAUUGCAGUCUUUGUCUCAUUAUGUUAAAAAACCACGUAAUCGAGCAACAUAUCCACCCAAUGCUCAACACACCGAUGAAGGAGAUAGAACAAUAUUAGAUGAUGUGGGAGAAGCAAAAGUUACUAAAAGUUUGGAUCCAUUCAUGGAUCUUGAUGCCAGUAGUAUUUAUAACAAACAGUGCAGUGACGUUUUGGAUUUUUGUAGCGAAUCAGAAAGUGAUGUUGAGGCAUCAACAUUUGCAUCAGUCUGGCACGAUGCCCAGGGUGACAGUUCUGAUAAUGAAAGUAUCGAUUCUGAACAAGAAGAUGUAUUAAAGCAUGCGAAUGUUUACACAGCUGAAGAAAUUACUCUAGUUACUAGAGAUAAACUAAUAAGGCUGCAGUCUUUAUACAUUGAGCAAUAUCGUCAUUUACAGCAUAUGUUGAGAGAGAAAAGAAAAAAGUUUCUUCAUUCUUUAAAAAGGGAAAAGGAAACAUGUUGUAAUAUUUAUAACCAAGUUCGUGACAAUCCCAAAGAACAGAGGCUAUAUAAGAAAUUAAAGGCUUACAAUAAUUAUCAUAAAGCAUAUGGCGUUGAUGCUAUACUGAAUAAAAGAUUACGAGAUUUAAGGGCAAAGAUUACUGACGGGGUUGCUCCCAAGGGACACAGUUAUUCAAAAUGUUUAUUUACUGAAGGCGGAGUAAAAUGUGGGGAAAGAACAUUGCCUCUGGCUAGGCAUUGUCGAAAACAUAUAUUAGAGGAUCCAAAUCAGGUGUUGUUUAAAGCUUGCGGUAAAAUUAAUGGUGAUGUGGAAUGUAAUACUCCAAUCGAAGCCAUUUUUGAUGAUUCAAUGUGUCGUUUACACAUGGAUAUACCACCUUUACGGUCGUAUAAUCAACCUAGAAAAGACUCUGAAUCGGAUCCUGAUGACUCUGCCGAAGCCGUAUCACAUUUUCCUCUUUUUAAUGAAAGUGUCAAGACCGAACUGAUAGAUUAUAGUUUAUCCCAAGAAAUUCCUAAAAUGGAAACGGUACCUUCCAUGUUAUUCGAAGAAACCCAGAGCAUGGUAACGGACAGUCAAGAUCAAGCAAGAAAUUCCCCUCUUCCACCUGAAAUGUUAUUCAAUGGGAUGGCUGAACCCAUGAAUAUAGUGGACGAUUUAUCUAACAUUUCAAAAUCAAAUGAUGAAGAAAUUAAAAUGGAUAGUAGUCAGAUAACAUGCGGAUAUGAGCAAGAGCAGAUCUCGCAUAAUUUGGAUUUAGAAGAAAACCCCCUUUUGGAUGAGAGCGAAGUUAAACCAAAUUUAGAAAACAGUCAAAUAAACAUCGAAAUGGAAAAUGCGUUGGAUGAAUUAAGUGAUACUCAUGUGGAAGUUAAGCAAGAUAAUGAACUUGGAAGUAAGGAACUUAUAGGCGAUGAUAUAGAUACGAAAGUGUCAGAGGAGAAAGAUACCAGUUUGGGAGAAUGUAAUGAAGUUAAUGCGAUUCCAGAGAUGGAGGAUUUAAAUAUUGAUAAAUCAGAGAAUUUAUUAGAACAGUCUUAAAAUGGACGAAAACUGAGUUAUUAAUAGUUUGUAGUUUUUGAAUUUAUGUUAAAUUAAGUUUUUUA
Molecule: messenger RNA, 2152 nt
Organism: Anoplophora glabripennis (Asian longhorned beetle)
Lineage: Eukaryota; Metazoa; Arthropoda; Insecta; Coleoptera; Cerambycidae
Gene: dgt1
Product: KAT8 regulatory NSL complex subunit 2
Exons: 10
Coding region: 165-2087 (640 amino acids)
Cellular component (GO): NSL complex
Source: RefSeq, a predicted model, not a curated record